CGGUUCCGAGCUGUCCAAACGAUCGCCGCAGAUGACCACGUUCUGCAAGACGUCCGGUUAUGUUUUUUUCGCCGGCUCACACGCACGUUACACACCACACGUCGUAGUCGUCGUCGCAGUCGUUUAACAUAGCGUUCAGUUGCUCGUUUACCGUUGUCGCGUCCGUUGCGCCCCUCGUGGUCACUGUGAAAUUUACCUGAUUGUCCAUUGGUAUAUAUAUUUAAAAAAAAAUAUAUCAUCGUAUACAGUAAUGAACGGCGUUGUUGUAUUUUAAAAAAAAACAGUUCAAUUUUUAUUUUUUAUUUGGGCGUCCGGUUUAGUGCCGAUCAGUACACAAGACCUACGACGAAAAUCCAAAAAAAAAAAAUUAAACAGAUCGCCAAGGAUACUUUACUCCAAUCCCGAGCCACACAAUCUCUAUCUCGGAAUGGUUUCGACCCGACUGACAGCCAUGGCUAUCGUAGCCUGGUGCUGUACAAUGACCGCCUCGGAACAAUACUGGAAGUGGCACAAACCUUACACGUGGAACAGUUCGCCAAAAUUGAAUUUACCUACGCACGCGGCCGUCUACGGUAAACCACUGCCGAGGCCAUACAUGUCUGCUCAUGAAAAACCACGAGACCGUUGUGAACUGCGCAAGGUGGUCUUCACCCAAGAUGCUGAAUCGCCGCAGUACAUCGUCUACAAGACCAAAAUACCAGAUUUGAAAGAAUUCACACUGUGCCACUGGCAUAAUAUUUUUAAUUACACGCACGAUCAACCCAUAUUCUCGUACUCACAUUCCGGUAAAUCCCGUGUUAUAUAUUCGUGGAUUGAGAACAAGCCCGACAAGACAUAUUACUCGUUGGCCAUCAAUGGACACACCAUUUACAGAAUUAAUUACCCGGAGAAGUUGUUCAAAUGGUAUCAUGUGUGUCAGUCGUGGAACGGUCACACGGGCGAAUGGCAACUGUGGAUCAAUUCCGAAAGAGUGGGCAGAGGAUUUUACAACUUAAUGGCUGGUAAAAAGAUUAAAGGUGGCGGCGUGGCCAUUAGUGGACGGGAGUAUCUGGAACAAGCGUUGGCCGUCCAUUACCCGGCGUACUCGGGAGAACUGACGUUGGUGUCACUGUACAAGGCGGCGCUGACAGCGGGCAAGGCGUACAACGACCACAAGCACCAUCACGUGCACAACUUCCAUCACGGGUACGACGAGUCGGUGGACGAGGCCGAGACUGAGGCACCACCUACACUACCCCCCAACCCGGAGGCCACAAGGCCGCCACACUUGGCGCACGGCGGACAGUUCGCCAACGGUCAACGGAUACCCAUGCUACCGGUGCCUACUACCAGCAGUUCGGCACAGCAACAACCGCUGCUCCCUCAACUACCACCACAGCCGCAACUGCCUCUUUUCGACGGCGGUCUGUACGACUUUUACGACGCGCCCGCUGGCGACGAGACGUUCCGUGUCAAUCUGUUGGACAAGCAUGACGACAACCGUCGUAGCAGCACCAUGGUUCGUUACAAGCGUUGGACUCCCCUGUUCCGGCAGCCGAUGGCCGACGUCACUCCCGCCGUCGACGGCCGAAACGCCAGAUCUGGCGGUGAGCUGCACGAUCGGAAGUAUGAACCGGCCGAAUGGGAGGUGUCAAAAGUAGCCAGCGUGUGCUCGGCCUGCGUGACGGAUCCGUUCGGUGCGGCUUCCGUCUUGUCUUGGCACGAGACCCGCAAACAGUUCUACAACGGCGUCCACUAUUUGCCAGCUCUGCCGAAGUGUUAUUUGUUCUGAUGAGAUUCGCGUUCUGGUCAUUGAACCACCGCUACCCAAUCUCGCCACCCAUCUACCGACCCUGCCACCCACCGCCGACGCAAUAUCGCCAUACACUUUAUUAUAGCAUGGUAGUAGGUGGGGGCGUCGACUCGGGGAGAGAUACUGUACAUACUUAUACAUAAUAUAUUAUUAUUAUUUUUAUUA
Messenger RNA from Rhopalosiphum maidis (corn leaf aphid), 1957 nucleotides. RefSeq lists its product as uncharacterized. Lineage: Eukaryota; Metazoa; Arthropoda; Insecta; Hemiptera; Aphididae. The transcript has 5 exons. The record is from RefSeq and is a predicted model, not a curated record. Bases 428 to 1771 code for a protein of 447 amino acids.